This is a messenger RNA of Striga hermonthica, 1533 nucleotides long. Lineage: Eukaryota; Viridiplantae; Streptophyta; Magnoliopsida; Lamiales; Orobanchaceae. The record is from the annotation of a GenBank genome assembly.
AUGAAAGUACCCUUCCCUGCAAACACCCAAAACCCCAAGCCACUCACUUCCACCAUCACAGCCACCACCACUACCGCCGCCGCCGCCGCCACUUACGAGCCCAAAUCCGUCCUUGACCUCCGCCGAAGCCCAAGCCCGGUCUCCGAAAAGCCCGCCCCAGAAAUAGUACCAGACCCCUUAGCGGAUCAUGCGCUGAUCAACCAGCAAAUUGACGAUUGGGAUUCUCUGAUGAGAGAAUUGGGCCUGCACGACGAUUCUGCCCCUCUCACCAAACCCGUCACUCACUCGGACGCUCAACUCGACCUGACUCAGUACUCAACUCACACCGACUUGCCACCACCACCUGUCGUCAACCCCCUUGACUCGGCUCAGUUCGUCCCGGCCGUUGAUCCCCUCGGCCUUCUCCCAGACAUCUCCACGUACACCGUGGGUGCCAUAAACUCAUUGGAGGAGGACUAUGUGGGCUAUGACUACGUGGACGAGUUGAUCCGGCUCGCCGAGUGCUUCGACACCAACUCGGUCCAGCUCGGGCACGUGAUACUGGCGCGGCUCAACCAACGCCUCAUCUCCCCCACAGGGAAGCCUCUUCAGAGAGCCGCCUUCUACUUCAAGGAGGCCCUCCAGUCCUUGGUCACCGGGUCAACCCGGGCUGCUCAACCGGCCAACUCGUCAGAAAUCGUUCAGACAAUCAAGGCCCAGAAAACCUUCUCCGCCGUGUCCCCGAUUCCGCUCUUCUCCGGAUUCACGGCCAACCAGGCGGUGCUCGAGGCGCUGGACGGCUCGAACAGCAUCCACGUCAUCGAUUUCGAGAUCGGGCUCGGGGCCCACUGGGCAUCCUUCAUGAAGGAAGUGGCCGAAAGACCCGGUUCGGGUCGGGCCACACGGGUGAGAGUGUCGGCGGUCGUCCCUGACGAGUACGUGAACGAGCCCCGGCUGAUUCGUGACAACCUGACACAGUUUGCGCGCGAGCUGAGCAUCAGAUUUGAGAUCGAGUUCGUCUCAAUCGGAACAUUCGAGUACCUGUCCCUGAAGGCGGUGAACAAGGUGGCAGACGGGGAGAGGGUGGCCGUUCUGCUUUCCCCUGCAGUUUUCCGGCGAGUGGGGACUCGGUUUUUGGGGGAUCUGCGUGGGAUAGCGGGGCACGUGGUGGUGCACGUGGGGGUGGAGGGGAACGUGGAGUCUGGGACAGGGUCGCACAGGCAGGCGGUGAUAGACGGGCUGGAGUUGUACUCGACCGUCCUGGAGUCUCUCGAGGCAACAAACCUCGACGGGGAGUGGAUGAGGCGGAUAGAGAGGUGCGUGGUGUACCCGAGGAUAUUGGAGGCGGCAGGGCGGAGGGGGACGUGGUGGAGGGAGGCGCUGCUGGCGGUGGGGCUCAGGCAGGUGGGGCCCAGCCAGUUUGCGGAGUUUCAGGCGGAGUGCCUGCUGAGGAGGGCGCAGGUGAGGGGGUUCCAUGUGGCCAGGCGGCAGGCCGAGAUGCUGCUGUGCUGGCACGACAGACCCAUCCUUGCCACCUCGUCAUGGAGGUAUUAG